Drosophila grimshawi is the source of this 624-nucleotide messenger RNA. Its product is annotated as mitochondrial import inner membrane translocase subunit Tim16. The record is from RefSeq and is a predicted model, not a curated record. NCBI's taxonomy places the organism in Eukaryota, Metazoa, Arthropoda, Insecta, Diptera, Drosophilidae. Gene Ontology annotation, biological process: protein import into mitochondrial matrix. The transcript has a single exon. Bases 112 to 522 code for a protein of 136 amino acids. Gene Ontology annotation, cellular component: TIM23 mitochondrial import inner membrane translocase complex.
UUAUAAAAAAAAACAAAAUCUAUUGCAAAAUUCUUGGAACAAUACGAUCCACACACGCAGCGGAGUGACCAGAGAGUAAGAGCGACAGCGCGUGGCAGUCGCAGUGGCAACAUGGCCAAACAUUUUGCACGCAUCAUCGUGUAUGGUGCACAGUCUGUGGGGCGGGCCUUUGUCAAGGCCGUUCGCCAGGAGAUCGAUGCGUCACGCGCGGCGGCAAACCGACAUCAGACGAUCACAAUUAAAUGCCAGAGCACGGAUACGGCUGUCAAGGGCAUGACCCUGAACGAGGCCCAGCAGAUACUCAACGUGACGGAUCUGUCCAAUAUGGAUGAGAUCCGUAUCAACUAUGACCAUCUGUUUAGCAUCAAUGAAAAGUCAAACGGUGGCUCCUUCUAUAUACAAUCAAAAGUCUUUCGGGCCAAGGAGCGCCUCGAUCGACAGCUGCAAAAUAAAGAGCACGAAAAUGUAAUCAAAGAUUGCCAAUCUGUGUCCAAAGCAGCAACAAAAGCAAACCAAUCUUAGGCUAUCCAAUAAGUCGAGCAUAAGCAUAAUAAUAUUACGACCAGUUACCUAUAGAUAAAAUACAAUUCGAGUUUACCCCAAAAUAUAAAUAAAUAAAUAACU